AUGUACAACCCCUACCAAGCUCCCGGUCUGUAUGGCAGGCCUCCUGACUUCGGGGCUUACCCAGGAGCACCUCCGGGCAUGGCUCCGCCACCCGGUAUGACGGCCCCUGGAACUACUCCGCUGCCAGGCUUGCAACAGGCGAAUGCCCAGCAGCCAGGACGACCGGGCGGUUUCCCCGCGAACUUUCAACCCCCUCCGAACAUGCCCAACAUCAACUUUUCGGCUCCCGUCAUUCGCCUUGGAACUUCCGGUCCGCCGAAAUCUGCUACCCCAGACACCAACAAGGAACGCGAGGCUCCCGGAAGACGUGCCGGGCUGGGCUCGGCCAGCUUGGAUUCGCAACGCCAGAAUGUACGCGAUGCGAUGAUGCAACUACAACCGCCGACGCGCGAAGAAAUCGUGAGGACGAUAUUUGUCGGUGGAAUCACGGAAGGCGCUGGCGGGGAUGAGGGCGUCGAGAGAAUACUACGGUCUGCGGGGAACCUUAGGCGCUGGAUCCGUGCCACGGAUGCGGAUGAAAAGCCGUGCAAGUUUGGUUUCGCAGAGUACGAGGACCCUGAAAGUCUAGGUACUGCCGUUGAAGUACUAAAGGACGUUCAAGUGCCUUUGAAAAGACAGACACCGUCCCAGGGUGAUGAGGGUGAGCAGGAGGAGGUGGAGAAGAGCACACUGCUGAUUGUCGUUGACGAAAGCUCUUUGACGUACCUGGAGCAAUAUGAAUCUACUAAAGGCGACCAAGACCCUGCGGAGAGCCAGGCUCGACUCGACACGGCUCGUGCUACUCUCAAAGAGGUUCUUUCCGACUUGUUCAAUCCCACGUCACCCACACAGAAGGAAGAGACUUCCGCAAUUGACCGUGAGGGCGAUGUUGCGAUGAAAGACGGUGAUGGCCAAGGAGAAGGCGGCUCGGCCGAAGUUGUGACCAUCCCCAUCACCAUUGAAGAUGAAUUGUCGGAUAUUCCUGCCGAUAUGCGGGAAACGGUUGCGAAAGAAAUCUCAGCGUUCCGCGAGCGAAGCAACCGCCGAGACAUUGAGCGCCUGAAGAGGGAAGAAGAAAUCGAAUCCAUGGAGCGAGCCCGAAAUGCCAGCUCCCGCGUCAACCGGUUGGCUUCCCCGCCAUCAUCGGCCCCUAGUGGACCUGCUGCCGGCGCAAACGGCGUGCCUCUUGGUCCUAGGGACCGUAGUAUGCCGAACGCGCCUGCCGGGCCCAAGGGCUUCGGAGCUCAAAUUCCCAAAGAUUACCAGAAGGGUGUGUCAUUCGUCAACGGUGGGUCUAUGAACGGUGGAACGGCCGUCUUUAUCGACCGCGAAGAUGAGGAAUCCGAUGCGAGCGACGAGGAGCUGGAGCGCAGGCGUCGGGAGAAGAAGGAAGCCGAACAAGAAAAGCAGUUCCUUGACCAGGAGCGCCGCUGGCUCAACCGUGAGCGAAGCAGGACCGCAGCCCUGGAGCGGGAGAAGAAGAGAGACAAGGAAGAGGAAUCCAAACUCCAGGAAGUCAAAGAAGAGGCCGAUCAGCGACUCGGGCAAUGGAACGACGAGGUUGAGGCUAGCCGCAAAGCCGACGACUACUAUGCCGACCGGGGAGCGUGGCUGCGCAGCCGGGCCGCUUUCCGUGCGCGCGAAAUUAGCAUGGACGACACCGACCGAGCUGCCGAAGAGCGGGAACGCGCUCGUUCGGUCCAACAGCGCGAGCAAGCACGCGGCAUGGCCGACGACUUCCUUGCUCGCCAGGCGGAGGAGCUCGAGACUCGCCCUCAGGCCCCGAGAGAGCCGCAGCGCUUCAAGCUCUCGCUUGGCGCCGCCGCGCAGAAAGCUCAAGCCGCAACAUCGCGUCGGACGGUCGCAGAUGUCGAAGGUCUACUGGAGGACGAGGAAGAGCCAGAAGCGACGGCUAGGCGUCCUCUCAUUCCGAUCAAGUUCGACAGCGCCGCGGAGGCGGCCGGACUUACCGAAGAGGAACGUGCCCAGGCUGCCCGGCAGCUGGCAGGCGAGAUUCCAGCCGACAAGGAGGGACUCUGGAAAUGGGACGUCAAGUGGGAGUUUGUGGACGAGAACGUGGUCAGCGAACAGCUCAAGCCCUUCGUGGAGAAGAAGAUUGUGGAAUACCUGGGAGUCCAGGAGCAGAUGCUCGUGGACGUGGUGGAGGAGCAUAUUCGGAAGCACGGCAGUCCUCAGGAGUUAGUGGAACAGCUCGAAGAGGCACUCGACGAGGAGGCCGAGGUCCUGGUCCGAAAACUCUGGCGGAUGAUCAUCUUCUUCUCGGAAAGCGAGAAGCGAGGUCUCUCCGGUUGA
This is a messenger RNA of Aspergillus affinis, 2292 nucleotides long. RefSeq lists its product as uncharacterized. NCBI's taxonomy places the organism in Eukaryota, Fungi, Ascomycota, Eurotiomycetes, Eurotiales, Aspergillaceae. Gene Ontology annotation, molecular function: mRNA binding. Bases 1 to 2292 code for a protein of 763 amino acids. The record is from RefSeq and is a predicted model, not a curated record. Gene Ontology annotation, cellular component: spliceosomal complex. Gene Ontology annotation, biological process: mRNA processing. The transcript has 5 exons.